Piliocolobus tephrosceles (Ugandan red Colobus) is the source of this 1047-nucleotide messenger RNA. RefSeq names its product galactoside 2-alpha-L-fucosyltransferase 2. The transcript has a single exon. Gene Ontology annotation, molecular function: galactoside 2-alpha-L-fucosyltransferase activity. Bases 1 to 1047 code for a protein of 348 amino acids. The record is from RefSeq and is a predicted model, not a curated record. Gene Ontology annotation, biological process: carbohydrate metabolic process. Lineage: Eukaryota; Metazoa; Chordata; Mammalia; Primates; Cercopithecidae. Gene Ontology annotation, cellular component: membrane.
AUGUCCUCUCUCCUCCCCGCAGCCAUCAAGGGAUUCUGGGCCACCUGCCCUUCCUUCUCCACCUUCUACUUCCUCUUUGCCAUUUUUGUGGUGUCCACCAUCUUUCACUGCCACCAGCGCCUGGCUCUGGUGCCCGCGCCCUGGGCAUACUCAGCCCAUGUGGUCCUGGCCCCGAGACACCUCCCCCGAGAGGGGCUGUUCACUAUCAACUCCAAGGGCCGCUUGGGGAACCAGAUGGGUGAGUACGCCACGCUGUAUGCCCUGGCCAAGAUGAACGGGCGGCCCGCCUUCAUCCCAGCCCAGAUGCACAGCACCCUGGCCCCCAUCUUCAGAAUCACCCUGCCGGUGCUGCACAGUGCCACGGCCAGCAGGAUCCCCUGGCAGAACUACCACCUGAACGACUGGAUGGAGGAGAAGUACCGCCACAUCCCUGGGCGCUAUGUCCGCCUCACAGGCUACCCCUGCUCUUGGACCUUCUACCACCACCUCCGCCACGAGAUCCUCCAGGAGUUCACCCUGCACGACCACGUGCGUGAGGAGGCCCAGAAGUUCCUGUGGGGCCUGCAGGCCAAGUGGGCAGGGCAGGCGACCUUCGUGGGGGUCCAUGUGCGCCGGGGGGACUAUGUCCAUGUCAUGCCGCGUGUAUGGAAGGGGGUGCUGGCCGACCGGGGCUACCUGCAGCGGGCCCUGGACUGGUUCCGGGCCCGCUGCCACCUCCCGGUCUUUGUGGUCACCAGCGAUGACAUGGCCUGGUGCCGGGACAACAUCAACAGCUCCCUUGGGGACGUGGUGUUCGCUGGCAAUGGCCUCCAGGGCUCACCUGCCAAGGACUUCGCGCUGCUCACACAGUGCAACCACACCAUCAUCACUGUGGGCACCUUCGGGGUCUGGGCCGCCUACCUCGCCGGUGGGGACACCGUCUACCUGGCCAACUUCACCCUGCCCAACUCCCCCUUCAACAUGGUCUUUCGGCCACAAGCGGUCUUCCUGCCACAGUGGGUGGGCCUUGCGGCUGACCUUGGACAGGCUGGACAGAAUGGCCUCUAG